UAGCAUGCGAUGAAGACCUCAGUGGGUUCGAUCUUACUGUUUCUCUGUUUGGAGGGUGUACAUGUUUUUUCGGCUGAUAUCAUUCUCCGAAACAAUGGCUACGAGAACGUGCUGGUCGCUAUAUCAGACUCGGUGCCCGAAGACCCGAAGAUAAUUAAGAGAAUAAAGGCGAUAUUUACGGAUGGCUCUGGUUACAUGUACCGAGCUACUCGCUACAGGGCCUACUUCCGCAACAUUACAAUUCUUGUGCCAGCAAAAUGGAAGAACAAACCGGAGUAUGAAGCAGCAAGCAAUGAUGAGACCUACGUAAAGGCUGCACUCCGCGUUGCAAAACCGAACCCGAAAACCGGUGACACCCCGUAUGCUUUUACAUAUGCCUUGUGUGGAAAGCAGGCUAUGUACAUUCACCUCACGCCCAAGUUCCUCACCGAUGUGGAAUUUGCUACAAAGUGGUAUGGCCCACCUGGUAAAACCCUCGUUCAUGAAUGGGGUCAUUUCCGUUGGGGUUUGUUUGACGAGUACCCGACCUCAACCCACUAUUACGUCGAUAAAGGGACAUAUCAUCCAACCCGAUGCCACAGCAGCAUUCCUGGGAAGCAUCGUGACAAGUUAACCAAAGAAAAUUGCGAGAUUUCGGCGUUGACAGGUCUUCCAGACGGGAAUUGCCGGUUCAGUCCGGAUCUUGAUCAAAAGGCCACCACGGCAUCUUACAUGUACAUGCAGUUUAUAAAAAACAUCGACGAUUUCUGUGACGAUGGUACCCUCGAUGAUCAAAGUAUUGUACACAACAAGAAAGCCCCAAAUAAUCAGAAUUCAAUAUGCAAGAGAAUGAGCGCUUGGGAAGUAAUGCGGCAGAGCGUUGACUUCAAAAACAACAAUAAUCCCGCAAAUGUUAACGAGAAGUUGGACACCACCCCUACCUUCAGGUUUAUUCAGCGUGGCAAUUUGACAAAGGUCCUUUUUUUGAUUGAUGUGUCGGGGAGUAUGAUCGGCCGUCCCAUAACGAUGAUGCAACAGGCAGCAAACAAUUUCAUCCUCAAUAUUAUAAGAAACGACAGUUACGUUGGCAUUGCGACCUUUGCAAGUUCACCGAAAACUAGGCUAAACAUGACUAGGAUACAGAGUGAAGCAGACAGAGUAAAUGUGACACGUUACAUUCCAAGAGAGGCCGGUGGGGGAACUCGUAUUGGAACUGGAAUGCAACAUGCUAUUUCUUUACUGAUAUCAACACCUGGCGGUAUAACCUGGGCUAAGGGUGCUUGCGUCAUCCUUAUGACUGAUGGCAAGAAUGGUGGUGGUGUAGACCCACUUUCUCUUAUCCACACGGCCAAUGAAUAUGGAAUAACUUUCUAUACAAUCGGAUACAGCGAUGCAUCUGAUCCAGUCCUCGAAGAAAUAGCCAGAAGGACGGGAGGACAAUUCUUCUUCUCUACGAGCAGUGCAACAUCGGCAGAUCUUUUCAAUGCAAUGUCUGCCAUUGCUGGUAUCGAAAGCGAGGGAACAGCCAGUUCUUCAGCAGUCACGAUCGCGAGUUCUGCAAAGAAUUUGGAAAAGAUAAAAGGACUUCAGGGUAAAUUUGCUAUCGACUUCACCAUUGGCAAGGACACUACAAUCACAUUCAACUAUUUGUCUCAUAAUGCUGUGGUCGAGGUUCAUCUCGAGGGUCCCGAUAGGUCAGUCAUCGACAAGAGUGACAUCGCGAAGUAUCGAGAGGACAGGACUAAUCAGGUUAUUCAGAUAAACAUUCCUGGAACUGCAAUGAAAGGUGAAUGGAAUUAUACAGUAGCUUCAAACGUUAACACGGCAGUCUUGGUAAACGUACUCUCGAAGCCAGUUGGCGAAGGGGAAGAUGCUGCGCCAAUCAGUAUCAAGUCUUGGUUCGGAGACGACAACAAUAACCUCGCAUCUGGUCCAGCCGCACAGACAUCUGUUUUUGCUCAGGUGUCCAGGGGUUACGUCCCCGUCAUUGGCUUAAAAGUUACUGCAGCUAUAUCAGGCCGUAUUGCCGGACUGUUGCAAACUGUUCAUGUGAAUCUCCAAGACAAGGGCUUUGGCAUUGACCUUAAAGCAAAUGAUGGCGUCUAUUCAGUUGAGUUCGGGAGGUUCCUGCUAAACGAGAUGGGUCGCUACAGUGUCACCAUACUUGUUGAUAAUUCUGAGAACACGGGCAAGAUUGCCAAGUACAGCAAUGCGUCUGGUGCACCCAUCAUCGGAACAGCACAACAACUUUGGACAAUUCGUUUCUCCACAGGCCCCAAUGAACCUGUGACCACUUACCAGACGGUUGGGCCAAUACAGCGCGUUGCGAGCGCUGGUGAACUGAGAGUCGAUUUACCAUCUUCCCCCACUCUAGUGGAUGUCCUACCCCCACCACAGAUAAGAGACCUGCAACUUGUCCUCCUGGACACCAAAAAGGUCGAGGUGACCCUGAACUGGACUGCUGUUGGUGACGACGUCAGCCAAAGUAGCAACAUGACUUAUGACCUCCGCAUUGGAACCUUUGAAGAGAUCAGUGAACGAUUUGAGAACAGCUCUCGAAUCCAUUUGGAAGGAACCCCGAAGAAUGCUGGUGAAAAAGAGACGCAUAAGAUAAACAUGACUGACUACAGCAAGACCGCAACAUACUUCUUAGCCAUCCGUGCCAUAGAUGAAGUGGGAAACGAGGGCGAUCCUUCAAACAUCAUCAGCAUUUCCAUGACUCUUCCAAACAAGUUUUCAAAUGGGGAUGUGAUUGCAAUUGCAACCGAACCUUCGCCUUCGACACUGUCGAUCAUACUCAUCUUUGUUGGUAUUAGCGCUGUCAUUCUGAUUGCAGUGGUCGUUGGCUUUGUCUGUCUCUGCAAGAAGAAGAAGACACCUUCACCAGACCGGUCGGAAGAUUUCAUCAACCUUGGGCGGGAAGGACCAACCUCAAACCCACCGCAAGUUGUUUAUAAUGGAGAACAAGGAGCUGUUUACCAUGUAGGACAGGAGGUGCCAAGACCAAGCUCACCGCAGGCUUUCUAUGGAGGACAGGGGGCAGCAGCUUCUAAUUACUAUAAUGUCGGGCUGGAAGGACUCGCACCACCAUCGUAUACCUAUGCCAACAAGGGUUACAGCAAUGUUGGCGACCUAAGAAGGAAAUAUGAAGGGCUGUAAAUCGACCAAAAGGUCUACCAACGUAAAUGUUAUAAAAACAAAGAUGUGCGAUGAGCGUUAGAUAGAUUAUGGGUUCUAAAAGCGUAAUGAGAGUUGAGUGAGCUAUCUUUUAAUUAUUCAACCCUUCGCUUUCCUCAGGGUGCUGAACUUACGUGUUUUUUCAAGAUUGAUCUGGCACAAGUUUGGAAAAAGCUCAAUAGAUUCAUGUAGUUCUCAAUAGAUUCAUCGUGUGUAAAGCUCACCGAAAUAGGUUCAACGUGUCUGGCUAUUGACAUUUCCCACAGGUUCGUAUGUUGUUCAGAGUUUUAGGGGACCACUGAGGAAAACGAAGGGGCUCGAACCAGCGUGUGAUUUGCAAAACAUUUCAAUCCGUCCAAAAUUUUACAACAAUCUACUUUAUUGACUGCUAUGGUCCUCUCAUCUCAAACCUACAUCGCUACGGCGUCCUUGGCAUAUAUACUGUAUGCUCCUCCGAAUCCACGGAGUUUGGCCUGAACAUCAAUUUCAUUUCAAUACAUACAUUGGGUAUUAAGUCUCCUGUUAGUGCCGAUUAGCGGCUAUAGGUUUAGUGAAAUAGAUUAACAGUGUACAAUAUUGAUAUUCGAGUUGGUUCUGUUUAUGUCUGUAUACAACGUUUGAUUCGGACUUCUGUAUCGAUCCCCGGCUGUGCUAGACGAUCCCGCGCUGUGUUCAGUUGCUUCAUAAUGUCCUGAAAAGUUCUAUACUUUCCUGACUGAUCAGGCGAUAAAAAGUGGGUUCACUCAAAGUUGAAUGUAACAGGACUUCACUUCACGUUUGCUGACUUCAACGUGUCUUGGUUCUUCGCUUCAAGAUAGACUUCACAAUACGCAAUCUGUUCCGCUAAAACUUCAGCCUGAAGUUUACAGCCCUCAAGUAUUCAGACUGAUCAAGCCAAGCCAAGUCAGAGUCAUCAAGACUUUAUGGUCACCAUCGAAACCUCCCUGUUGAAUAUGUCCGUGUGACAAGAGAUUUUACAGUCAAGAAUACUCAUAUUUUAAAAUAUUAUUGUUAAAUAGAAGUUUUCGUAUGCAGAAUGAUUUAUGUAUAUAUUGAUACACGUAAUGAUUAGUUAA
Molecule: messenger RNA, 4232 nt
Organism: Lineus longissimus
Lineage: Eukaryota; Metazoa; Nemertea; Pilidiophora; Heteronemertea; Lineidae
Product: calcium-activated chloride channel regulator 1-like
Exons: 14
Coding region: 10-3138 (1042 amino acids)
Source: RefSeq, a predicted model, not a curated record